Molecule: messenger RNA, 2454 nt
Organism: Telopea speciosissima
Lineage: Eukaryota; Viridiplantae; Streptophyta; Magnoliopsida; Proteales; Proteaceae
Product: formin-like protein 4
Exons: 2
Coding region: 25-2415 (796 amino acids)
Biological process (GO): actin nucleation; actin cytoskeleton organization
Molecular function (GO): actin filament binding
Source: RefSeq, a predicted model, not a curated record
UCUCUUUCUGUGUUUGUUGCUCCCAUGGCUACAGAGGAGCAACCGCAUCUUCUUCCUUUACUCGUCUUCAUUCUCUUCCUUCUUCCUCAUUCUUAUUCUCAGCUGAAUUCCCCUCAAAAUAUCGAGACUUUCUUCCCAUUUCAGACUUUACCUGUAAAAAAUCCAACGGUGCCACUCCCUAACUUACAGGAAUCGUCCAGUUCCGAUCACACCAUCGCUAAGGCCGUUGGAAUUACUGCUGCUACCACUCUCUUCCUCGCCGGCAUUUUCUUCUUUUUCCUCCAAAAGUACACAGGUGCAUGUAAUGGUUCCAGGGUUGAGAAGAAGAUCAGUAUUGGUAGUGUUACCCAUCAGGAACAGGGUAUGGUGCCUUGCAAUGAAUUUAAGAGAUUUGAUGGAACUCUCAAGGGUUUGAUUGUUGAUGAGAAUGGGUUGGAUGUACUAUAUUUGAGGAAGCUUCGGAGAGAACACUCAGAUAGAGGAGAUGGGGAAGAGGAAGAAGAGGAAGAAGAACCAGAAGACGAGACGAAUUAUCAGGGAGAUCGACGUAGGAAAUCUGACCCAAUUCAAGAAGUCCCUUUGCUUGGUGGAAGAUUUAUCGAUUCUUCAGGCCCAAUUUCCCCCCAAGAAGAUGAUCCAAUUGAUGUAAAUAUAACAGCUCCUCUUCCAUCUCAUGGGUUUGUUCUGGAGGCUGUGGCGAAAUUCGAGAAACUACCCUCGUCUAAUCCCCUACCACCUUCAUCGGCAGCAGCACCACCGCCGCCACCGCCACCUCUUCCAGCAAAGAAAAAUCCGCCGCCUCCACCUCCUCCAAUCACAGCAAAGAAAAAUACGGCACCUCCUCCACCGCCAAUUCCUGCGAAAAAAGGACCUCCCCCACCACCUCCACCCCGUUCUACUUCGUCAAAACUACCUCCUGCGCCUAAUCUGAAGAAUAGCAGGAAGGAAGCAGAGUCUUCAUCGCGAGAGAAUGGAUCUGGUCAGACCAAGCUGAAGCCCUUACACUGGGACAAGGUGACUACUAAUGUGGAUCAAUCCAUGGUGUGGCACAAGAUAAACAAUGGUUCAUUCAGGUUCGAUGGUGAUCUCAUGGAAGCUCUGUUUGGUUAUGUUGCCACCAGCAAGAAAUCCCCUGGAAGAGACAGGGAUUCAUCUAACAUCGGCAACUCUAACUCCGAUUCCUCUGCUCAGAUCUUCAUCUUAGAUCCCCGUAAAUCCCAAAAUACAGCGAUAGUUCUUAGAUCUCUUGCCAUAUCUCGACAAGAAAUCCUCGAUGCCCUCCUCGAAGGCCGUGGGCUUUAUCCUGAUACCCUUGAAAAACUUACAAGAAUCGCUCCGACCAAAGAAGAAGAAACCCAGAUUGUUCAAUUUAAUGGCGACCCAACAAAACUUGCAGACGCUGAAUCUUUCCUCUUCCACAUUCUGAAAUCCGUUCCCUCUGCUUUUACCCGUCUAGAUUUCCUCCUCUUCAGAUCAAACUACGACCACGAAAUCCUACAAGCCAAAGAAUCUGUACAAACCCUUGAAUCGGCUUGCAAGGAGCUCAGAACUCGUGGCCUUUUCGUGAAGCUCUUAGAAGCGAUUCUUAAAGCAGGUAAUCGUAUGAAUGCAGGAACUGCUAGAGGAAAUGCACAAGCAUUCAAUCUCACAGCAUUACGGAAGCUCUCUGAUGUUAAGAGCACCGAUGGAACAACUACGCUUCUCCACUUUGUGGUAGAAGAGGUAGUCCGAUCCGAAGGGAAACGUUGUCUGCUCAACCGCAACUACAGCUUGGGUCGAAGCAAUAGCCGUAACAGCAUCAGCAGUGUUGAGAGUAGUGUGAGUUCCCAGAGUGGCGCAUCGAAUGAAGAAAGAGAGAAGGAGUAUAUAAUGUUGGGGUUACCAGUGGUUGGAGGGCUCAGUGUGGAGUUCUCGAAUGUCAAGAAAGCUGCUAAAAUUGAUUACGAUUCUUUCGCCAAGGUAUGCCCAGGUCUUAAAACUCGGGUGGGUGAGAUUCGACAGUUCUUGGGGAGGCUCAACAUGCGUGAGGGAGGAGGGUUUGUAAGAAACAUGAAAGAAUUCUUAGAAGGUGCGGAAGAGGAACUCAAGGUAGUGGAAGAGGAGCAAAAAAGGGUCAUGGAGCUUGUGAAGAAGACAACAGAGUAUUACCAAUCAGGAGCUUCAAAGGCUAAAGAUGCUCCUCCGCUUCAUCUAUUUGAGAUAGUAAAAGAUUUUUUGAAUAUGGUGGAUCAGGCGUGCAUUGACAUCGCUCGGAAUCAGCAGAAGAAGGAGGCAAGUAGGGCAGGAUCAUCUUCUCCCGCGUCACCGGCGAAAAGGGUUCCUGUGAGGUUCCCAAACUUGCCGGCGCAUUUCUUGUCAGGCAAGUCAAGUCCGAGAGGCUCGUCUUCUAGUGAUUCAGACUGUAGUGGUUCCUGAUUCUUGAAGGAAGUAGCGUUGGAUUGGAUUGAAGGGAUU